Molecule: messenger RNA, 1668 nt
Organism: Fonsecaea erecta
Lineage: Eukaryota; Fungi; Ascomycota; Eurotiomycetes; Chaetothyriales; Herpotrichiellaceae
Exons: 2
Coding region: 1-1668 (555 amino acids)
Source: RefSeq, a predicted model, not a curated record
AUGGCGACUCCUCCGACAGAAUCAGAACCAUUUCCUUCCUACGUCCCCGACGAUGUCAACGAUGUGUCUUUCAAAAGAGUUGGCAAUAGCACAAGGGAUCCAAGUCGGAGGCCCUCCAUUGUCUCUCGCCUCUCGAAAGCCCCUUCCUCUAUUCGGUCUCGCACACGAACGGGGUCCUUGACCAUGUCCUUCCUCGAGAGCAACCCUCCUCUUGGGAUGUGGCAGGCCACGGGCGAGAUUGGCUCCAAAAUUCCUACGUUGCCAGAAAUCAGGAAUGGCGCUUUCGCCGCCGAGGGGUGGACGCACGAGGGGCAGAUGGAGCGGCGAGGGACGAACCCGCACGAAAUUCAUGCUCGGAGGGUGGCCAGGACAAGUUCUGCCAGCACGAGGACGAGGAAGAGCUCACUUGCGGCGAAUGCACCGCCGGCCAUUGCAGAAGAGAGGCACGAAUUCUUUCCCAAAAGAGCGGCGACCAUGGUGCAGGAACCGUUGUUUGAAGAGGCAGUGGCUCCUCGAGAACAGCAGCCGGCUCAUGGCCAGCCCGAACAAAUCCAGCAAGUUGACAGCUUGGAAAAACACACCGAGACUGCUGCAACGCAAGAGAGAGACUCCUCCAUGACCCCUUCGAAAGCCACGAGUGAACCGCAAGCCGUACGGAUUCAGAGUGGCCCGGACGAGACAGGCACAUAUCCCAAUGGCUACCGCUUCCCCAAGAAACACACCUGGACCCAAUCCAGCAUGAUUGGUCUGCGCGCGUUCUGGAAGUUUUUUCUGACUCCCUUCGGCUUCAUUGUCACCAUCUACGGCCUCAACAUCGUGGGUUGGGGGGCCAUGAUCUUUUUUGUCCUCCUCAAGGCUGCUCCGGCCAUGUGCCACCCGUCGUGCGACGCCGACAGCAGUGCUCGAAAGAAGUGGAUCGAAAUCGACUCGCAAGUCCUCAACGGCCUCUUCUGUGUGACCGCAUUCGGUCUGUUGCCGUGGCGAGCACGAGAUUUUUUUUAUCUCAUGCGAUGGCGGAUCGGCGGUAACGAACGCUUCCACCGCCGCCUCGCCGGCGUAUAUCGGGGAUGGUACCGUCUCCCUGGCUCUGACAAGCUGGAGGAACAUAUCGGCCCUCCCCCAGUGUACAAUAAAGACCAUCCACGCACUCCAGAAGCGCCUCCGCCCUAUACGGAAGAGGAAAUUGCGAAAAUGGAGGAAAACCCUGCCAUCCCGAUUCCUGCAACGUCCAUGCCCGAGCCACCGCUCACGGGCAUCCGCGCUCGUCCUUCAAAAUCCUGGACCAUCGAUUUUGUCGUGUGGAUGUACAUCCUCAAUACCUUUUUCCAGGUCCUACUUUGCGUGUGGAUGUGGCACUGGAACCGGUUCACCCGACCCUCGUGGGGUACGGGUGUCUGGAUCACGUUUGGCUGUCUAGUUGCGAUUGCGGCUGGCGUGUGCGUCUUUAUCGAAGGGUCGAAAGUCAAGAAAAUCGAAGGUAUUCCGGUGCAGGAGUACGACGUGCUCGAAUCGAUCGAGGACUUCCAGGAGAGAAAGGCCAAAGAAGAUUCAAAAGAGGCUAAGAAGAUGGCCCGGCACGAACACCAUCGCCACUUCAGACACGGAGAGAGCCACAAGGUCAUAAGGUCGGAGAAGUUGAAGGGGCAUCAAUGGUUCACCCGGCAUUAG